AUGGUGGGCUUGACGGGUUCAUCUAUAGAUCCUACAAAUGUAAUUAGCGGUGUAAGUGACAAAGUUGAGGGCGUUACCAAUUCAGCUGAUAAAGCUGAUAAAACUGAUAACAGCAAUAAAGACAAUAGUAGCAAUAACAGUGAUAAUAGCAAUGAGACCAAUAAAGCUGGUAGUAGCAAACCUGUUAGUAGCAGUAAAGCUGAUAAUGGUAACAAUGAUGAGGGCGUUACCAAUUCAGUUGACAAAGCUGGCAAAACUGAUAACAGCAAUAAAGACGAUAGUAGCAAUAAAAGUGAUAAAAGUGAUAACAGUGAUAAUAGCAAUGAGGCCAAUGAAGCUGGUAGUAGCAGUAAAGCUGAUAAUGGUAACAAUGAUGAUAAUGGUAACAAACCUAAUAUUGGUAAUAAAGUUGUCGCUAAUACAGUUAAAGACAUUGCUCAAGCAUCUGAUGCUCCUAGUACAGAAAAUACACCUAAUACGACCAAAGAUGUUACCAAUAAAGUUAUCAAUUCAGGCAAUCCAGUCAACAGCAUUACCGAUGAUGUUACCAAUGUUGCUAAAGCACCUGAAGACGUAAUUGAAACAGCUGAUAAUACGGCCAAAAAUGUUACUAAUAAUACGACCAAAGAUCCUAAAGGUGUAGUCGAUAACGCAGCUAAUACAGUUAAUAAUACGGCCAAAGCUGUUACUAAAGCACCUAGUAAAAUAAUUAAAACAGCUGAUAAUACGGCCAAAAAUGUUACUAAUAAUACGACCAAAGAUCCUAAAGGUGUAGUCGAUAACGCAGCUAAUACAGUUAAUAAUACGGCCAAAGCUGUUACUAAAGCACCUAGUAAAAUAGUUAAAACAGCUGAUAAUACGGCCAAAAAUGUUACUAAAGCACCUGUAGACGUAGCUAAUACAGUUGAUAAAACGGUCAAAAAUGGUACCAAUAAAGUUAACAAUCCAGAUAAUCCAGUCAACAGCAUUAUCAAUAAUGCUACCGAUACUGUUACCAAUCCAGUCAACAACGUUGUCAAUAAUGUUGCUAAAGUACCUAAAGACGCAGUUAAUACAGUUAAUAAAACGGCCAAAAAUGUUGCCAAUAAAGCUACCAAUCCGGAUAAUCCGGUCAACAGCAUUAUCAAUAAUGCUACCGAUACUGUUACCAAUCCAGUCAACAACGUUGUCAAUAAUGUUGCUAAAGUACCUGAAGACGUAGUUAAUACAGUUAAUAAAACGGCCAAAAAUGUUGCCAAUAAAGCUACCAAUCCGGAUAAUCCAGUCAACAGCAUUAUCAAUAAUGUUACCGAUACUGUUACCAAUCCAGUCAACAACGUUGUCAAUAAUGUUGCUAAAGUACCUGAUGACGUAGUUAAUACAGUUGAUAAUACGACCAAAAAUGUUGCCAAUAAAGUUACCAAUCCAGAUAAUCCAGUCACCAGCAUUAUCAAUAAUGUUACCGAUACUGUUACCAAUCCAGUCAACAACGUUGUCAAUAAUGUUGCUAAAGUACCUGAUGACGUAGUUAAUACAGUUGAUAAUACGACCAAAAAUGUUGCCAAUAAAGUUACCGAUCCAGAUAAUCCAGUCACCAGCAUUAUCAAUAAGACUGUUACCGAUCCAGAUAAUCCAGUCACCAGCAUUAUAAAUAAGACUGUUACCGAUCCAGAUAAUCCAGUCACCAGCAUUAUAAAUAAGACUGUUACCGAUCCAGAUAAUCCAGUCACCAGCAUUAUAAAUAAGACUGUUACCGAUCCAGUCACCGGCAAUAUCAAUAAAACUGUUACCAAUCCAGAUAGUCCAGUCACUAGCAUUAUCAAUAAUGUUACCAAUCCAGAUAAUCCAGUCACUAACAUUACCAAUCCAGAUAGUCCAGCCAAUAACACUACUAACAACAACCCACCAUCAUCUACAAACCCACCAUCACCUAGCAACCCACAGUCAUCUAACAACCCAUCCCCACCACCGUCUGAAAAUUCAGCAAUACCUAAUGACAAUUUAUCACAACCUAAUAAUACCUCACCAUCUAAUAAUAAUACACUAAAUGAUGCACCACAACAAAGUAAUUCGCUAUCAAAUCUACCUACGGGAGUUGAUUCAUUGCCCACACCCUCAUCAAAACCCGUAAUUAGUGAUAAUGAUAAUGAUAAUACACUCUCUAACGGUUUAACGUCAAAUGGUGAACUACCAAUUUCCACUUUACAACCUAAUUCACCUUCACAACCACCUCCUGAUGGAACCAUUGGUGGUAUAACAUUGCCACCUCAUUCAGCAGCGAUAAUUGGAACAAUUCUUGCAGUUAUAGUUGCGGCACUUGUAAUAAUUUUUAUAAUAAAGAAAACUACAUUUGGUAGAAUGAAAGUUGAUGUCCUUGAGAAAAAUCAAUUAAAUACAAAUAAUAGUAUACCAAAUAAUGAAGAUAAUUUAAAUAAUGCAUUUAAAAACAUUGGAGAUAAUGUAACUAAUGCAUUUGAAGGCAUAGAAGUUAGAGAUCCUGAUCCUGAAGAUGACAUUGAAUCACAAAGUUCGAGUGCAGAAAGUUGGGCUGCAAGGAUGACUAGAAUGAUACAUAAUAAAUUAUAG
Messenger RNA from Dentiscutata erythropus, 2565 nucleotides. Lineage: Eukaryota; Fungi; Glomeromycota; Glomeromycetes; Diversisporales; Gigasporaceae. The record is from the annotation of a GenBank genome assembly.